CACGCCCCAUGAGCAUUGGAAGGCGUAGGAAAUCAAAACAGAAGAAUCAAUCUUGGACCAGAUCAUGGAAGAAUCUACCGGUGUAAUUGGCGACGAUGAGUGUGUUCUACCAGAAGAUACGAUGCUAAUAUUGCAGCAAUUCCUGCAGGAGAAAGCAAUGAGGGAGCGGUCGGAAGCUACGGAAACAGAUGGAUGCUUUGAAGAAAACUGGCAACUAAGUCAAUUCUGGUACAACGAGAAUACUAAACAAAAGCUUGCCCUUAUCGUGGAAACGUUACGAAAUCGUCAAGUUCCAUUACUUCCCGAAUCAAACUUUAAAGUCGCAUUACUGUCGGCGCCUUCUGCCUUGAAGCACGUGCAAGCUGUUCAUGAGGAUGUAAUUUUGUUUGAAUUUGACGAACGAUUUACGAAAUACGGCGAAAGGUUUCGCAAGUACGACUACAACAAAGCAUACGAACCGGAAUACAUGGACGAAUUUUGCCAUCAGUUCGAUCUGAUUAUUGCUGAUCCCCCAUUUCUGUCUCAAGAAUGCAUAUCGAAAAUGGGUACAAUAAUCAAAAAAAUUGCAAAACAAGACGGAAAAGUGGUACUUUGCUCAGGUGCAGUUGUACAGGAUUGGGCCAAAGAGCACCUUAAUUUAGAUUUAUGUGAUUUUCGACCAGAGCAUGAACGCAAUCUAGGCAAUGAAUUUCGAUCGUAUGCGAACUUCGAUUUGGAUGGUAUCUUAGAUAAAGCAAAGUGAA
Anopheles coustani is the source of this 743-nucleotide messenger RNA. Its product is annotated as protein-lysine N-methyltransferase CG9154. The record is from RefSeq and is a predicted model, not a curated record. The coding region runs from base 65 to 742 and encodes 225 amino acids. Gene Ontology annotation, molecular function: protein-lysine N-methyltransferase activity; nucleic acid binding. The transcript has 3 exons. Gene Ontology annotation, biological process: methylation. Lineage: Eukaryota; Metazoa; Arthropoda; Insecta; Diptera; Culicidae.